CCAUCUUGCCAGUUUGUGGCGCGCAGUCCGCGCGACUUGACGUUUCCCGCCAAAUCACUUUUCGAACUUCGAACGCGAUUAACUUUUUAAAAAAAUAAAAGGCGCGCGUGUCAACCAGUGUCAGCAUUCGCUGUAUCAAAAGUUGCAUUCAAUACUGCACGUGUUGUGAAAUGUGUGAUAUAAACUUCACCUUGUGAAAGAGGACAUUUCGCAAAAUUGUUUUAUUUUUUACUAUAUUAAUUUAAUGUUUGACUAAAAAUAAAUCAUGGGAGUUAUUGAUCGGAGAAAGUGUUUAUCACAUAUAAAUAUGGAACUCACAACGUGGUUACCAUUGGUGUUGGCUGUCCUCACAUUUGCAACUCCAGUUUUAUCAGCGGAACCCCGCGUGGUGUGUUACUACACUAACUGGUCGGUGUACCGACCGGGUACAGCGCGCUUCAACCCCCAGAACAUCAACCCUUAUCUGUGCACGCAUUUGGUCUAUGCUUUUGGUGGAUUCACCAAAGAUAAUACAUUCAAGCCCUUCGAUAAAUAUCAGGAUAUUGAAAAAGGUGGAUAUGCCAAGUUCACGGGCUUAAAAACCUACAAUAAGAACUUAAAAACAAUGCUGGCCAUCGGUGGCUGGAACGAAGGUUCCAGCAGGUUCUCCCCCAUGGUCGCGUCUAGGGAUCGGCGGAAGGAGUUUGUAAGGAAUGCGAUUAAGUUUCUAAGACAGAACCACUUCGAUGGUCUCGAUCUGGACUGGGAGUACCCGGCGUUCAGAGACGGCGGUAAACCUAAAGAUAGAGAGAACUAUGCAAAACUUGUCCGGGAACUGAGAGAUGAAUUCGAGAGGGAAUCGGAGAAAACUGGCAAGCCUCGUCUACUGCUUACAAUGGCUGUACCAGCUGGUAUUGAAUACAUACAGAAAGGCUUCGACAUUGAAACGUUAAACAAAUACUUGGACUGGAUGAAUCUGCUAUCGUAUGACUACCAUUCGGCGUUCGAGCCGGCAGUCAACCACCACGCGCCGCUCUACCCGCUAGAGGAACCCAACGAGUACAGCGUCGACAACGAACUUAACAUCGAUUAUACGAUAAAAUUCUACUUAGAGAAUGGCGCUGACCGCAACAAGUUAGUGCUCGGUAUACCAACGUACGGACGCUCCUACACGCUGUUCAACCCUGACGCAGUCGAGAUCGGCUCGCCCGCUGACGGCCCCGGGGAACAGGGGGAUGCGACAAGAGAGAAGGGAUACUUAGCGUACUACGAGAUUUGCGAAGCUCUCAAGCCUAAGCAGAAGAAGCGCAGCAUCAGCUCUGACUCAGAGGAAUAUUCAGAUGAAGAAGAAGAGGAGGAGGAAGAAUGGACGGUGAUGCACCCCAACCCCACCGCGAUGGGUCCCGUCGCCUUUAGAGGCAACCAGUGGGUCGGGUACGACGACAUCGAUAUAGUCAAGAAGAAAGCAGAGUAUGUCGCGGAAAAUGGACUAGGAGGUAUUAUGUUCUGGUCAAUCGACAACGAUGACUUCCGCGGCAACUGUCACGGCAAGCCUUACCCGCUGAUAGAAGCGGCCAAAGAGUCAUAUAUACAAAAACUUGGGUCGACAGAUAACAUCGUCGUGUCCGAGAAGCCGAAAUCACGCGGCAAAUCUGGCAGGAGGAAUAAACGACCGCGCACCACGUCCACUACCACCACUACUACAACGACCACUGAGAAACCAUCUACUAGAAGCAGCAAACGUAAGAGUGGAUCAGCCACGAGCACUACACCCGCCUGGAACGUCACUCCUGAACCACCGACAACUCCUGACCCUGGAUCAGACUUUAAGUGCACAGACGAAGGGUUCUUCCCACACCCACGCGACUGCAAGAAAUACUUCUGGUGUCUCGACUCCGGUCCCUCCGACCUCGGCAUCGUCGCCCACCAGUUCACUUGCCCUUCAGGUCUAUAUUUCAAUAAGGCAGCAGAUUCUUGUGACUUUGCGCGCAACGUGCUUUGCAAAGUAACCGCUGCUACAACCAAGGCUCCCACUAAAGCGCCUACCACUCGGACGACCGUCACCACCACCACAACCACUACAACACGCAAGCCUUUGAGGAUCAGCACCCGCAACUCAUUGCUGUUUAGAACAACAACCACUACACCUGCACCUCAGGUUGAAGAAGAAUAUGAAGAUGAGGACGAAGAAGAUAACGCAACGGAUGAUGCAGAGGAUCCUAAAGUUAUCAAGGAACUAAUUGAAUUGAUUAAGAAAGUCGGUGGCGUGGAACAGUUGGAGAAGCAGCUGGGCUUGUCAGAGACUUCCAUCAGCACCAGUAGUGAUGUAGCGACAAGCACACCCUCGUCCUUCAACAAAAAACUUUACCAGAAAGUCCUGGAACGAGCCCGAGGAAGGGGCAAAUUUAACACAAAUGGUGUUACUGGCAGUUUGUCACAAAACAGUCGUAGCGGACCUCAGAACGAAGGCCUUCAGCCAACCGCGGACCAAGAUCGAUUUCUAAAAAAAGAUAGACCACAAUACGUCACCAUUAACCGUUCUCGACCCCCGACAUCGGUGACAACUGAGAACUCUCUGGAGAGUGAGGAGAUCGAAGACGAAGAAGAAUCAGAGGAACAACAAUUAACGCGGGGCCGAUCUGCUGGAGGACAAUCUAAAGUAGCCACCACAAGCAAACCUCUCCAAUAUGUUAAUAUCAGACGAUCCAGACCUACGACAACUGUUCCUGAUACUGCUGAUGAUUCAGGGUCCAGGAAUAAUGCUCUAUUUGAACGUGUCGAGCCGUAUGUAUCCGUGUCGGAAGCAGUCAACUCUCUGGACAUUACCAGUGCUAGGAGAGAGAAUGUUCCCGAAUAUGUGACAAUUAGAAGAACUCGCCCUACCUCUGAAACGACUACUGCGCAAUAUCAGAAUUCAGAAACUGAAGUUGAAUCUCAGGAAUCUGCUUUAGAAAGGGAAAUCACUUCUCCAUCUUUACAACCACAGUAUACUUCAGUAUUGAGAAUACGAUCAACCACUCUUCCUCCUCUCGAGGAGUCAAGCAGCCCUGAGCCUACGACGGUCCUCGCUGUUCAGAUUUCAUCCUUAUUAAAUUCUCCAACGGCUGCAGAAAUACCUUCAUCUGAGCCUUUGUCAUCCAUUUCUAUAACAACUCAAGAAAUUGAAGUCCCUACAACUACCGCUACAAGUCCUACUACAACAACCUUGCCAACAACGCCAUCUACAACUGUAACAACUGAAAUUCCUUCAACUACGACAUCACGUCGGAAUGGCUUGAGACGUCGUGGGUCUACAACAACUUCAACGGCAACAACAUCAUCUCCAACUUCAACAACACAGGUACCGCGAACAAACUUCCUCCGGCGCACCAAGCCCACGACGGUUCCCAUCACCACGGACUCGAACACAGCAGCACCGGACAAUGUGGAAACAACCACGAACAAAUACACAAGGCGAGGCAACUCCAGGUUCAAGUCACGAAAAGAUGCCGCCGAAAUUGUUCCGCAAAUUGAGAAAACGCGGGAAAACGAUACAGACGUACAAACGCGGCGGCCAUUUUCCAACAGUGACCGACCGACGCCGCGCAAUUUUGCCGCGCGAAGACGCUUUGGUGGGGCGAACUCAACUAGCAGAACGACUUCGGUAUCAUCGACAACAGCAGCGUCUAUCUCUCGACGUCCGUUCCGCGUAGCCAGCCGGCGACGACCUGCCACCACCAAGCUCACCACAUCUACUACAACCACCACACAGGCCACUACCACCACCAACGUCCUGGACAGUGAUGAAUAUCUACAGGAUAUAGAGGAAGCUGACUCUAUUGAAGAUCCAACCAUAACUACUCGCUCUGGACCGAAAAAGAAUCCAAAAAUCCAAAGACGACCCCUGGUUAAUUUGAAAGAAGAAAGCGAUCAGAAUCCGUCUGCUACAAAUGAAGAAGAAAAGAAGAGACAGAGCAAGAAAUACAGCUCCACUUUCAAACAAAACCAAUUAGAUGAAGUUCUUAAGCUUAAAAAUCAGGAUUCCUUUGACGAGGAUAUUGAUGUAACUACUGAAGGGAAAUUUACUGAAAGCUUUAGUGCUGAAACUGCCGUAGCUCUUGCUGCCCACAAACUCUUAGAAGCUCCUGUACCAAUCAUACCAGACUAUGAAUAUGAUGUGACUCCUACUAGAAGUGCGCCAAAGAAUACUCAGAAGUUCAAAUACACCACAACUGAAUACACCCCUGAUAUUACUAAGACGCCAUCCUACCCCUUAUCGUACUCUACCACCCCUAGUUACAGUACAGAAACUCAAGACUACUUCCAAACUUCCACAGGUUUAUACUCCGGUGAUCUUGUGAAUACUGUUCUACCAUCAACAGGUGGAUAUAGAGGAUCUAAGCCAACUGGAUUUACAGCUCCCACUAUAAUUAACCCUGGUCUCUCGGGGGUUUCCCGCAACUUGGGUCCAUCGACCGUCAGGUACUUGAGUACAACUGAACAAAAUAUACCAACACAAGAAAUCAAUCCAACAUCAGGUAGAUUUACGGAUACCAGUGAAAAGUACUCAAAGUCUCCAUCAAGAUUACAAGACUUGACAACAGUGUACAAUUAUAGUUCUAUUUCAUACGAUAUAACUCCAGGCGACAAAUAUAUUAAUACAGGAGAGUCUUCACAAACAGUGACACCAACUGGGAGAUCUAGAGGUCGAAGACCAUCUACUACAAUUAGUGGAUUAGAACAAUAUACCGGUACCUCGCAAACUCUUCCACCCACGAACGAUUUCGGCAUAAGCAAGAAAUACUCUGAAAUUUCCAGACCUACCACUACAGUCAAUAAAUACUUGGAUGACAGAUUUACUGGUAUAUCAGAAGAUCCGUUUGAAACAAGUAAAUACUUAGACACGAGCGACAAGUACACUGAUACCUAUCAAACACCAGGACCAUCAACUAUCGAUUAUUUAGAUUUAAACAGAUAUACAGGAACAUCCCAAAACUUGAACCCUAGGUUUACAGUAACUGGAGAAAAAUAUACAAAUGUUGCCACAAAUCCUUCAACCCCCACUUACGUAACGGAAGACAAAUAUACGACAGUAUCUCAAGAAGCGACACCUACAAAUGGUUAUAGAGGAACAACCGACUACUCAGAAACACCAAUUAAUACAAGAGUACCAAGCAGAUUUACGAACAGAGGCGCAAGUUACACGACAUUACAAAAUCAGAAUCCCACCACCACUGAUCCAGACACAACUGACAGAUAUUCGUCGAUCUCACGAAGAAGAAAACCAUCGACCACGACUGUAAGUGAUAGUGAGAAGUAUACAACUGUCACAUUACAAACUGUUAAUCCUACAACAUCGAAUGAAAGAUAUACAGAACCUUCGAGAAGGAGACGGCCUUCUACCACCGCUUACACUGAAACAGACAAAUAUACAACUGGUACUGUACAAAACGUUAAUCCAACCGAAGUGGUAAUAAGUACAACUGAAAAACCAGUACAGUCUCGUAGGAGAAGACCUAGCACUAACAGCUACACAAACAGUGAACAGUACACAACAGAAACAACUCCUACGUUUGGAUUUACAGGCACCAGUGAAAGAUACACCAGUGUACCUCGCAGAACCAGACCCUCGACUUCCAGAUACGAAGUCACAGAAGAAACUUCAUCAGAAUUCUCAACCGCAGGACCGACUACCGGAUUUACAGGAAUUAAUGAAAGAAUAACCGAAACAUUACCUAGAUUAAGACCAUCUACAGAUAGCUAUGCAGAAGCAGCUGAUAAAUCUACAGACACGCCUCAGAUUGAAACAUAUACUGUAAAUAAGAAAUACUCCGAUAUCACACGCAACAGAAGUCCAUCUACUAGCUCUUACUACGAAUCCACAGAAAAAAAUCCAACAAGUAGCACAUUACCAGAAGAGGUCUCAACUAAUCGUUAUUUGAACCCCAACGGUCAAUAUACAGGUUUCAUUCAAGAUGUAAAUCCUUCUACCGUGAAAUACGUAAGCACAGAAGAGAAAUCACAGGACACAAGUCCAUCUUCCGUCCAAUAUCCAAGUACGACUGGUAAAUACGUAUCGGGACCUGUAGAUGAUUUCGCAUUCUCUACUGCUGGAUAUAGCCAAAGUCAAGACCCUUCGUAUUUCACUAGAGAAUACCUCCUGGCGUCUCCAGUUACUAAAACAUAUGACGAUGAAUAUCAAUACUUAUCACCAGUAACAACAACACAGCCGACAACCACAACUAGAAAAUUAGGCAGAAAGAAGACUAUAUUCCGAAGAAUUUCAUCAACAACUAGACCGAGUUCCACCACAACAACAACAGAAAAACCCCGAAGAGUCGUAUCAAGAAAACCAUUUGAGAAAAUACGCAAAGUACAGAAGGUGAAAGUCCUAAAGGUGCCAAAGAAAGAACAAGAGAUACAAUUAAUUGAAGAGAAGCCAGUUAAGGAAGUACAGCCUACACAGAGGCAGCAAAUACAGAGAGUACCAGUGAAAAAUAUUGAAUUACCAAAACCAAACAGAGUAAGAAAACCAAUAACUUACGAUUAUUAUGAUGACAGUGAAGAGAAAGUAGCACAGAAAUAUGAAGAGGGUACUAAAGUUAUACUUCAUAGUAAAGGAACAAUCGAGUGUUUAGACAUAGGCAACUUCCCGCACCCAUCGUCCUGUAAGAAGUUCAUAUCGUGUGCGCGUAUGGAAAGCGGAGCAUUACUGGGCUGGGAGUACGUCUGUCCUAAAGGCCUGUCCUUCGACCCUGUUGGCGGUAUUUGCAACUGGUCGGCAGGACUCGGCUGUCACGAGCAAGACUCAUAGAUUAAAAAAACCUUCCAUGGGGUUGCCAACUUACAAAAUUUGUGUCAAAAAUGCCCCAAACUAAAUUAUUUGAUUAUUUCUGAUGUUUAAAUUGGAAAAAAUUAAAACUUGACCUGUUAUUUAUAUUUAAAAAUGAAAGAUAUGUUCCUUUUUUAAAUACUUUUACAAUUUAAAUGGCAAAUUAAAGUUUUCGGUAAAUGUGAUACAAAAUAUUUUGUUGAUUUAUGUAUCAAAACUAUAAUAGGUAAAUAAUUAAAUUUAUUGUCAAUGAUUUACCAACAUAGUCUUGAAAAGAAAAAUUUACCUUAAAAGGUUGUUAAAACAUAAACUUUUAAGUUUAUUAUAUGCUUACUCAGCAAUUCUUAAGGCAUUCUCAAUUUCUUAACCUAAAAAAAACACUGCCAACUUAUGUAAAUAUUCUAUAAUUAAGUACCCAAGAACUUGUGUCUGUCACACUUUUGUAUUUUUAUAUCUAGCAAAAAUCAUAUUCAUAAGAAACAUGAAAACUUUGUAAUGUACAUUCCACUUAGUUUUAUCACACUAGUUACACGCGUACUGAAUAGGCAAGUAAAAAUGUAGAAACAACCUAUUUCGCAAUGUGCCUUAAAUAUUAUAAAAUAAUUAGAUUUUAAGAUUUAUUUUAUAUGAUUAGAAAUAAAACAAACAAUACUCAA
Papilio polytes (common Mormon) is the source of this 7446-nucleotide messenger RNA. It is a transcript of the gene Cht6, whose product is annotated as mucin-5AC. NCBI's taxonomy places the organism in Eukaryota, Metazoa, Arthropoda, Insecta, Lepidoptera, Papilionidae. Gene Ontology annotation, cellular component: extracellular region. The coding region runs from base 266 to 6772 and encodes 2168 amino acids. Gene Ontology annotation, biological process: carbohydrate metabolic process; chitin catabolic process. The record is from RefSeq and is a predicted model, not a curated record. The transcript is spliced from 25 exons. Gene Ontology annotation, molecular function: chitinase activity; chitin binding.